AUUUAGAUGAGAUAAUUUAGGGGUGGCUGGAAUAAAAGAGGAGGACAGACCAAUGGAAGAUCAUUUAGAGGUGGAAAUCAAAGUUUCAGAGGCAACAGAAAUAAUAAUAAUAACAGAUCUAACAAUCAACAAGGGAACUUUAAAAAUACCUAGUUUAGAAGACCAUCUAAUUAAAAUUAGAAUUCAGGUUACAAUAGGUCAAGAAAUCAAAACAGAGGGGGAAGACCAUAAAGAGGAAGGGGAAAUUAAUAAGGAUAAGGAUUUUAAUAACAAAAUACUUAGCGAAGAAGAAGAUUUGGGUUCAAAUAAAAUAAUUAGAAUGUAAAUCUUAUUUUAAUUGGAUAGGGUGAAAAGAAGUAAAGGUUCAUCAAAACUGGCAGAAAGAAUAGGAUUAACUCAGAUGUUUAUAAGUUAGCCAAGGAUAUACAAAGUAUACCACAUCUUCUAUUAUUUAGGGAAAUCCAAAAUGGAAUAGGCAUUAGAUAAUUAUUGGAAGAAGGGUGAUUAAACAAAGAAUGACAAGCCUACUCAAGAUUCUAAUAAUGAAAAAUGA
Paramecium octaurelia is the source of this 553-nucleotide messenger RNA. NCBI's taxonomy places the organism in Eukaryota, Ciliophora, Oligohymenophorea, Peniculida, Parameciidae. The record is from the annotation of a GenBank genome assembly.